AAUCGCUGCUGGAAAACCCAUCUCUAUUGCGAUACUGUGAUACGAGAGAGACCCCCCCCCCCACGUGACCGCUCUUCCCAGAUUGCCCUCGUAUCUGGUUAUUUUUGCCCCCCUCCUUUUUAAUCUCCUCCUAAAAUCGCUGUCAUUGCUCCAAACACCAUGAAUAUUCCUUUAAAGGAGAAACGAUAAAAAAGGAACCCUUUUCCAGAGGUAUUUCACGAGCGAUUCUCUUCCAUUUGCAAAUGCAAUUCAUCGAAAUCUCAAUCCAAUAAAAUUACUAUCCUCACCUUCCAAAUGAUUGUUUCCUUUUUUCAUUUUUUUUUUUCCCGAUUUCUCCUUUCUUUUCCCCCACUUUUAUAUCUUUGCUGCGAAUUCUCUGGAAUAUGGAAAGGAAAUUAGGGUUUUGAUAUUGUUUGGUUGUGUUCAUUAGAAGGAUUGGGUGACUCGUUGCGUAUCUCGUUUCGUUUUGUAAUUCUCCUCCGGCUUCAUGGAAAUUAUUCUACAAUGAGGCCAUUGGUUUUGCCCUGCUGCAUUUCGGAGAGACGUUCUUUUAAAUUUGGAUGAUCUUUUGCGGUUUUGAUUUGGAAUUCGGGAUAGCGGCAUGACCUGGUUAUUACAAAGAUUAUGAUACGAUGUGUGAUUAAAGACAUUGUAUCCUCCGACCUCGUAAUUGAGAUGCAUUUGUUGUUAUCAUAAAGACAUUGUUCUGUUUUGAAGGAAUUCGGUUUUUGCAUUCGCAAUAUGCUCUGGAGAUGCGAUAGUAUGUCGAGCGCUGGGAAAUGAUGUGAAUGACAUCAGGGACGAUGAAAGAAGCAGAGACAAAUGAUGAUGCGGCGUCUUUGCAUUCUACUUCAGUUUCACAACAGGCUUCAGAGGAGUCUGUUGGAACGGCUAGUGGAGUGGGCCCAAGAGCUUUGCCAAGGCCUUCGAAUGUUUCAUCGACAGGGCAAGGGCAGGGGCAUCGGCGCAGUAAUAGCUUUCAGUGCUGGAUGCAUCAGAUGCAGAAGGCUUGGAACUGGGUGCCCAGUACUAAGGAACCGAGUGUGAGGUUGGCUUUCAAUCCAGAGGUCUUAGUGAAUCAAAAGCGCCAGUGGUAUCAGCUUCAUUCACGCACGAUGGACCGUAAGCAACAGAUGGAGCCCACCUCGUUAUUUGAACAGUUUUUUAUUGUGGGCCUUCAUUCAGAUGCUAAUGUUGAGGCUAUUGAAGAAGGGUUUGCCAAAAGGAAGACAUGGGAGUUAGAGAUGGAGAAAUCCAACAUCUUGGACCUGAGAAAGCUCCAGUAUCGUGGGCCUCCACCUCCUACAUUGGAACCUCAGAUUCUUUUCAAGUAUCCUCCUAGGAAGAGGAUCGCCAUGCGGGUGAAAGAUCUACCUGCCUUUUGUUUCCCUGGAGGGGUGAAGGCACGCUUGAUGGAGAGGACACCAUCAAUGAGUGAUUUGAAUGAAGUUAUAUAUGGACAGGAGCAUAUGUGCAGGGAUGAUUUAUCUUUUAUUUUUUCUUUGAAGGUGGCAAAUGAUUCAACCUUAUAUGGUGUAUGCUUACAUGUUCAGGAAAUUGUGCAGAGGCCACCUGGUAUUCUAGGUUUUAUUUCACCAACACUUCAAUCUUCUGGUAGGUGCAGCCGGUUUUUGGUUUCUGCACCUCGUUGUUAUUGCAUACUUACCAGAGUGCCCUUUUUUGAGCUGCACUAUGAGAUGUUGAACAGUAUAAUAGCAGAGGAGCGUCUUGAAAGGAUCACACAAUUUGUCAGUGAAAUGACCCUCAUAGAUUGUGUUCCACCACUGGUUAGAACACAAGAUCAAAUGAAUGAGACUCCUGAAACCCCUAACAAGCAGAGUUCAAAUGAUUGGAUGGCUUCUGCAAUACCUGCCGACUGUGUAUUAGGUCUUACUAUGGCUUCCCCAGGCCUUACAUCAGACAAUGAGGUUCCUUCUCAGUCACUAAGGCAAUUGGAGCCCCACUCUCCUGAAAGCUUUUCUACCAGUGAGGCUUCAGAGUUUAGUCAGGCAAGAGAACUGGACAAGGAUAUGAGAAAGAACAUGCAAUCUUAUGAUGAUUGUUAUGCUUCUGAGACCUCAGGAUCCCGCUCUGAUAGUUCUGAGAUAAUAAAUGGAAGCUUUGAAAAUGGUCAAACUUCACCAGAGGUUGGGACAUUUAACUGCUCUGUCAGCCGUACAUUAGAGCGUGUCGGAAGUUCAGAAUCCAUAUUCAGUUCAGUAAGAAGCAUGGGUUCAGAGGAUGAUGAUAUUGAUGAAGUCAGUUCUGAGCAUGAAAGCACUGUUACAAAUGAACGAGUAAUGGAAUGGGCUAAGGAACACAAAAAUGAGUUGUUACAGAUAGUCUGUAGCUACCAUGCUCUGCCUCUGCCAUCACGUGGAGCUGAAAUAGUCUUUCAGCCUUUAGAUCAUUUGCAGCCAAUUAAGUAUACCCGACCUGGCCCAUCUGUUCUGGGCUUAAGUGGAAGUUACUCUGAAGUAUCCAAUUGUUCUUUAGAAGCUGCUGAAGUUAAUGCAAAGUUAGCAGCUGCUGAGGAUGCUCUUGCACUGUCAAUAUGGACCACUGCGACUGUUUGCCGUGCUCUAUCUCUUGAAAGUGUUUUGGCACUAUUUGCAGGAGCACUACUGGAAAAACAAGUUUUAGUCAUAUCCCCAAAUUUGGGUAUCCUAACAGCUACUGUGUUGUCAGUUAUACCCAUGAUUCGACCAUUUCAAUGGCAGUGUUUAAUGCUUCCAGUUCUACCAAGAAAGAUGAUUGAUUUUCUCGAUGCUCCGGUCCCAUUCAUUGUUGGUGUACACAGCAAACCAUCUGAUAUGAAGUCAAAAACUUCCAAUCUUGUCCACAUUAAUGUGCAGAAGGACCAGGUGAAGGCAUCUUCAUUGCCCCAGCUUCCUCGUCAAAGAGAACUUGUCACAGAACUAGGGCCGAUCCAUGCUAGACUUUCCUGUGAAAACUUCAUAGCCAAAAGGCAUCCUGUAUAUAAGUGUAAUGAAGUGCAGGCUGAAGCAGCCCAACAGUUUUUGAAUGUCAUGAGAAGCUACUUGGAGUCACUUUGUUCCAAUUUGCGGACUCACACUAUAACCAGUGUACAAUCAAACAACGACAGGGUAUCUUUGCUUCUUAAGGACAGCUUUGUUGAUUCCUUCUCUAGUAGAGACCGACCUUUUGUUAAGCUAUUUAUAGAGACACAACUAUUCACUGUUCUAUCAGAUUCACGGCUCUCGAGCUAUGAGCAUGAAUAGUUCUAACUAAAGGACCUGUGCCAAGUUUCAUACAUUAGUUAUGAGCUCCAACAUGUGAAGAGCAGGAGUCGGCAGUCACACAGUGCAAGCAAAGAAAUGCAGAGGAAGUUGACAGGAAUUCACUGGUCUUACUGCACAUAACACCGCCUCUGUCAGCCUUCAUCAAUCACCUUGUCUUGGAGCGCUUCAACAAGAAAUUAUUCCAUGCUGCAAAAACCACCCAAGCUGCAUUUGUAACAGAAUAAUCGCCGGCCUUGACACGAAUGCCUGCCUUGAAAGUCCCGGCCAAUAGAGUUGCCUGUAUCCCGAGCUUUAUUAAAGGGGAUAUGAUGUGGACUUAUCAAACUCUUCCAUGUGUCCAUUAAUUGUAAAUUUGUAGUUGAUUAACACGCUUCCAACAGAUCAAGAUUAUGCGGGCUUUAUAAGAAUAAAUCCAUAUUCUUU
Molecule: messenger RNA, 3686 nt
Organism: Magnolia sinica
Lineage: Eukaryota; Viridiplantae; Streptophyta; Magnoliopsida; Magnoliales; Magnoliaceae
Exons: 18
Coding region: 789-3242 (817 amino acids)
Source: RefSeq, a predicted model, not a curated record